Drosophila grimshawi is the source of this 2336-nucleotide messenger RNA. It is a transcript of the gene Gle1, whose product is annotated as nucleoporin Gle1. Lineage: Eukaryota; Metazoa; Arthropoda; Insecta; Diptera; Drosophilidae. Gene Ontology annotation, molecular function: inositol hexakisphosphate binding; translation initiation factor binding; phospholipid binding. The transcript has 2 exons. The coding region runs from base 181 to 2184 and encodes 667 amino acids. Gene Ontology annotation, biological process: regulation of translational termination; poly(A)+ mRNA export from nucleus; regulation of translational initiation. The record is from RefSeq and is a predicted model, not a curated record. Gene Ontology annotation, cellular component: nuclear pore; nuclear pore cytoplasmic filaments; cytoplasm.
GAAAUGCAAUACAAGUUCAACUGCUUACCAACUGGAACUAGUUCAUAAAUGAAUUACAGCUACCCAUCUCUAAAUUCUAUAUGAUUUUUAUUUCCCUCGACGGCGUCAGAUCGCUAAAUAUCCACACUGUAUAAUACUAAACAAAGACUAUAUAAACACAUCUCAAAAUAAAAAAAAAACAUGAGCGUGGAUGAUUUGGUUUGGGAUCGUGUGCAAGCCGUAUUGCAACGAGCGGCUUUAGUUUCUCUUUACGGCACCGGACCCCGUACAAUUGGACCGGAUUUGAAAGCACCACGACAGGAGGUUCGAAAGGAGCCAGCAUCCGUUUUGCCUGUGCCAACUGCAGUUGAGAAAGAGAACACAAAAACGAAAGCAAUUUCAGUUGAUUUCGUUGGCAAUUUUCCCGAUGUGAACGAGAUAAAUGCCAGCAUUGUGCGGCGAGAACUUGACCAGGAGUGCAGGCGAAGUGUGCAACAGCAACUGCAACAGAUCAAGGAACGGCAGCAGAGUGUGAUCCAUGAACGACAAGCGGCGCAGAAGCAGGCCGAACUACAGCAACAACAACUCGCCAGCAGCCGUGUGAGAAAAUGGGAGAGCGAUAAGCAUUUGCGGCAGCAGGCCGAGCAGCUGGCCAAAGCGGAGAUGGAGACACAGCAGCGGGCACAGGAGGCGCUGCUCAAGCAGAACAACCAGAAACUGCAUCUGCUCACAAUCGAGGGUGUUUCGCGUUAUCAUCAGAGAUUCUACAAGAAAUACGAGACCGUCACGAAGCUGCUCCUCUCACUGGACAAGGACACGGUGCAAGCAUGCAGCGCCCAAAAUGCAGAGUUGCGUGAUUUGGUGCAACUGUUUGAUCAGCUGGUGGCUAAGAUUAAAAAUGCCAACUGUGAGCCACCCGAAUUGGAUUGUGUGUUCAAAGCGGAGAAAUAUUGCCAGAGUUUGGAUAGAGUCAAAGAGAAUCUGCACAAGCAGCUGUCGGAGCAGGAACAACAGUUGCUGAACAAGGCCAAACAGCUCGCCGAGGAGACGGAAAAGCAGCGCAUUCUCGAAGCCAAGGAGCAACAGAAACAGCAGCAGCAGCAGCAACAACAGGAACUGGAGGCGGCACAGCGGAAAGCAACCGCUGAUGCAGCUGCUGCAGCUGCAACUGCAGCGGCAGCAGCGACUGCGGCACAAGAAGUGGCAAAUGCUCAGGCGGCGCCACAAGUAAAAACAGCAGCUACUGGCAGCACUAUCUCGCACAGCUAUGUGCAUCCCACGCGCCUGGCCUUCUAUAACGAGAUCAUUGCGCUCUACCAGGGCAAGGUGGAUGCAGUGAAGCCCCUGCAAACGGACGAGGCAUGGAAAAAGUAUCGCACCAACUGCCAGCGCACGAUCAACGUGCCACUGAAUGCCAUAACAGCGGCCAGUGCCCAACAUCUGACGACCAAUUUUGAUAAGUUAUACAAUUUUUUUGCCGGACAGCCGGUGAGGACAACGGACGGAACAACGAUUACGAUCAAUGAUCAUCCACUCGCGCGAGACUAUUGCAUUCUACUGAUGGCCAAGAAGUUCGUUAGCCAAACGGACACAGCCAUAUCGAGUAAUCCUCAGGCAGCGUUUCCAUUUGCCUCGGUGAUUGUUACGUUUUGGAGACUGUUGCCAGACUUUGGCAAGAUCUUCUUGGCCUACAUGUACAAGGAGUCGCCGUAUCUGGUGCCGUACGUAAUACCCCAGCAGUCGGGACAGACGCCCGAGCAAUAUCUGAAGACAAUGGGCUAUCGUCUAUCCGAGAAUAAUGAGCUGGAAAAGCCGGAUAUGUUUCUCAAGCGCCAGACGGGAAUUGCCCGACUCUAUGCGGCAGUUAUCAUCACGCCUGGUCGCAAAGCGGAUGGAUCCGCACACUGCUUUGGCUUGGAGGAGGCCUGGUGUUGGCUGACGCACAUAAUGAAUGUAACGCCGCUGCCCGACAUCUGUGCCACCAUGAUCAUGGAGAUGCUCCAAACCCUCGGCUUCGAGCUGUGGCGCGCCUAUGGCCGAAACUUCUUGAAACUCUUAUUGUACAUCCAGACAAUCUAUAUGCCGCAACUGACGGCCUACGAUGAGGGCGGUCCCAAGACGCGUCUCGAAAUGUUGCUCUCGAAAUUUUUACGUGAACGCCAAAUUCCACAGGCUGUGGGUGUACUGCCUCCUAACUUUUGGUAGCUGCAUUGCUAUCACUUUUUGUUUAAAUAUUAUAUUUAGAAUUAUUUGAUUAGUUCUAUUGCAUGCACAAAUUACUGUUAAAUAAAUUUAUGUACAACAAAGAACUGCACAAUACCUAAGAAUGUCAGCUGAUCGCCAUGAAAAAUGUCUAG